CUCAACAUUUUCGUCAGUUUUGACGGGUUUGAUGUCAGCGCCGCUCCUGCGUGCAUUAUAUUCAAUUUAUAAUUAAAAUGUGAGAUAUGAUAGUGUUGUUCUCCGGCAUUCUGUAAUGGAUAUCUGGAAUAAAUGAGUAAUUCUUCUUAUGUUAAUAAGUUCUCAAUUUUUAAUAAAAACUGUUAAGCCGGUGCACUAAACAUGAGCUCUACAUGACAUGAAUUUCUUCUCAAAUUGGAUAUUCGUGAUGUUUUUAAGGUGGUAUCCUAUCAUAUUUAAAGAAAUAAUUUAAAUCUUUUUAAUGCUGAAAAUGAGUCGCAGCAUGUCAAUGAACCUUAGAUCUGAAUGUAAGAAUAAACCUUACAGUGCAUCAUUUACAUCACUGCAGAUAAGUGAAUCCUUUAACCAUUUCCGUUCUGUUAGCUACUUUGAAGCUGUUACAAAUACUUCACUUUCUGGAUCCAGAAAAUCGUUUGAAAAUUAUUCAUGUAAUGAAAACCAGAGAUCUUCACGUAUACCAUGCAAUAGUACACCAUGUACACCAAAGAAAAUAGAAAUUGAAAAGUAUUCAACUUUACCUAUAAGCAACAGUAUUAAUUCAUGUAUGCCAACAAGAAAGACUAGAAGCUCUAGUUUAUCCAGUUUUUUUCGUAAACUGAGACCAAAAUUUUAUAGGAAUUCUUCCGAUCUGAAAAACCCAUGGAUUGUAAUAGAAUUUUCACCUCAUGACAAUGAUGAUGGAUCAUUUGGAGGAAGUGAUAACUCUUUGGAGUUGGCUGUGAGAAGUAAAGCACAGCAUUUUACAUCUCUCAAAGACCUUUAUAAUAAUACUAGUAAUGAAGUUUGCAAUUGUGCAUUAAGUAAUAAAAGGAAAGAUGGAAGUUUUCCAUCACCAAAGUGCAAUUCUUUUUCUUCCUCCACCUAUGUAACUGAUGGCAUUACUCAAAAAAGGCAGAAAGAUUCUACAAAGUGCAAAUCGGAAAGCUCAAUUUUUUUCCAUCUGUCGCCAAGAAGGAGAUUUGAAAACUUGAAACAAUUGCUGAAGGGCCUGUCAAAACGUAACAAGCAGCAAGCCUCACCUAUGCAUUCUCUAAAUACAGGAUAUUGUGCAUUUAAAAGUGAAUCGUGUCUGAAAACGUAUUAUAAACCUUCCAACAAUGCAUUUUCCAAUUUCAGCCAGGUAGUAAAAGGAAAAUCUGCAUGGAUUACACUGCAUGGUGUAACUGUAGUUUUGAAAAAAUUUUCGGUGUAAAUUUUUUGUUUCUGUUUUUUUAUAUAGAAAUAUUUCUUGAUAUAGUUAUGUUAAUUAUUAUUCUGACAGUAACUCUUUAGCAUUGUCUUGGUAAAAUGCCAUGAAAAUUUUAUUUCUUUGAAAUGGAAAAUAAAAUAUAUUUUUGAAGU
This is a messenger RNA of Stegodyphus dumicola, 1401 nucleotides long. RefSeq lists its product as uncharacterized. Gene Ontology annotation, molecular function: molecular adaptor activity. Gene Ontology annotation, cellular component: glutamatergic synapse; postsynaptic specialization. Gene Ontology annotation, biological process: signaling. NCBI's taxonomy places the organism in Eukaryota, Metazoa, Arthropoda, Arachnida, Araneae, Eresidae. The record is from RefSeq and is a predicted model, not a curated record.